Messenger RNA from Strongylus vulgaris, 734 nucleotides. The record is from the annotation of a GenBank genome assembly. NCBI's taxonomy places the organism in Eukaryota, Metazoa, Nematoda, Chromadorea, Rhabditida, Strongylidae.
AUGAACUGUAUCGAGGGAGUGCUAAAUAAAGGCCUACAACCAUCAGCGAAGAGCGCAUUCUCGCUGAAUGCGUUCUGUUCAGAACGAUUGAAGGAAAUCGCUGAGAAGGCUGGUGAGCAGGAGAAUAAUCCCGGUGGAUCACAGGAAAAGAAUCAAAAGAGAUCAUUGCCACCCGACGAGACUGAUGAUGAGCAUGUGGUCAGUGCAUUCACGGCUACCACAGGGAUAGCGCCACCAAGGAACAGCCUCGUGUCCCAAAUGGCUAUGGCUAUGCAACAUCAGCAUCAACCGCCAACGUCAUCCCUUCAGAAUAUGUGGAUGCAGCCCUCUGUCCUAUCAGCGAUGCAGGACUACUAUACCCAAAUGUCCCAGUAUCCCAACUUAUCACAGCUGAACAACAGUGCUACAGCAGCACUAUUAGGGCUGGGAGCAGCAGUACCUACACCGUCUCCGGGACUUUUUGCUGGAUUACAGAAAAAUGACGAGCCAUCGGCCUUCACACCGAAUCCAGUACGUCCCGCUUCUGCAAUUCGAAGGCGUCUUUCUCCGGAAGAUGCACCACCGAAGAAAAACCCACGUACAGAGGAUGAAAGCGAACAACUGAUCGUCGUCGAUGAUGGUGACCUCGCCGAACCGGCUGCUCGACGCCAGAUAAACGUGAAAAAAGAACGUUGCACGUUCUGCAGUAAGGUGGGCAACCCUUCCACUUUUUCCAUCACCACUGAACUGUAGUU